This is a messenger RNA of Oldenlandia corymbosa var. corymbosa, 972 nucleotides long. The record is from the annotation of a GenBank genome assembly. Lineage: Eukaryota; Viridiplantae; Streptophyta; Magnoliopsida; Gentianales; Rubiaceae.
CAAACAUUUUCUACAUUUCUUCCAUUUUUCUUCUCUCCUUUAAUUCUGCUUCAUCAUCCUAGCCAAAAUCCCAUCAAGAAAAUUUCAAAUGGCCAAAGGAGGAAAACUCACCAAACUCAAAUCAGUUCUUAAGAAGAUGCAGUCUUUCAAGCUCGGAAGGGCUAACGGCAGCCCAAUUGCGGCUGCCGCUAACAGCUCCGACGACGACACUUACGACAACGGCGUCGCCGUCACCGGAGACUUACAUCCCGUUUAUGUCGGCAAGUCUCGCCGCCGGUACCUAGUCUCCUCUGAAGUCAUCCAGAAUCCCCUUUUCAGGGAGCUAAUGGACCGCUCGUCCGGCGACUCCGACGACUGCAUCACGGUGGGAUGCGAGGUUGUUCUGUUUGAGCAUUUACUCUGGAUGCUCGAGAAUGCCGAUCCUCAGCCGGAAUCUCUGGAUGAGCUGGUGGAAUUUUAUGCAUGUUAAAAUAAAAGCUAAGGCGGCGGCAAGAUAACAAACUGUCAGUAACAGAAAGUAAAAGAAAAGUAACUGAGGCUGCGGAGUAAUCUGGGCUUGAGGAGUUGGUGAUUGGGUGCGGUCGUCCGUAUGGUAUAUAAUUUGUACAUUUUUCGAAAAGGUUAGCCAGCAAUUGAAUAAUAAUAAUGUGGUGAUUUUAGCGCGGCGUAGAGAAAGUAGAACAAGAUGAUUUAUGGUUUAAUUUGAGAGAGAGAGAGAGAGAGAGAUUAAGAGACGUUGAUUAUUAAUCUUUGGGUUUUCGUCCCAAUGUACGGUGAGGAUUUAACCCCCCAUUCUUUACGUUUUAAGGCUUCUUAAGUCUGAAUUAGCCUUUGCCCUCAUGAUCAUCCCAAUGGGCAAUCUUGUCAAUGUCAAAUGUCAUUUAUUCUUUUAUAUCCAUCAAUUUGUGUGAUAUUUAUCAGGUUUCAGCUUUUUUGGUGUUUUUUUUUCUCUUUUUUUAUUUUCAGGUUUCA